Messenger RNA from Camellia sinensis, 1014 nucleotides. The record is from RefSeq and is a predicted model, not a curated record. NCBI's taxonomy places the organism in Eukaryota, Viridiplantae, Streptophyta, Magnoliopsida, Ericales, Theaceae.
AUGUCUAUAGCCGAGUAUGAGGCUAAGUUUACCGAGUUGGCCAAAUUUUCUCCUCACAUGGUCGAUACAGAUUACAAAAAGGCUCAGAAAUUUGAAAGGGGCUUAGACUUGGAUAUAUUUGAUCAAGUAGGCGUCCUAAAAAUGCCUACAUAUGUGGAGGUACUGGACAGAACGUUGAUGGCAGAGGCCACCCUAGCAACAAUGAAACAAGCCAAAGCACCAACAACAGAAUGGAGGAGUAAAAGACCUGGAACUAAUUUUUGGAAGGGUCGUUCAUUCUUUACUAACAAAAAGCAAAAUAUUGGAUCCUCAAGCAGUUCAAGCCAAAGUAGUGGGUCUAUGCUAGUUUGUUCAGAAUGUGGAAAGAAGCAUAAAGACGCGUGUCACCGUGCAUUUGGUGCUUGUUUUCACUAUGGCAAGACUGGCCACAUGAUUAGAGAUUUUCCGAUGAGAUUCGACAAUGCUACCCAUCCUACGGCAAGUUUAGCUGAAUCCACCGCUGCACCAAGAACAAAUGUAAGAGCCAAUACCGAGAGAGAAAUUCCGAGGCAAGGCCGAGUAUUUACACUAGUGCCUGGCGAUGUGCAGAAUACAAAAUCAGUGGUGUCAGAGAACAUCUCCGUAGUAAAUGAAUUUACUGAUGUAUUUCCAAAUGAUUUUCCUGGAGACUUAAAUGAUAGGGAAGAACAAGAAAGCCAACUGAGAACUGCCUUACAGAUUCUGAGAGAGAAAAAGUUGUAUGCAAAACUUUCCAAAUAUGAGUUUUGGCUUGACAGUGUAGCCUUUCUGGGACAUGAGAAACAGCUUGACAAUGAGUUUUUGAAGAAGAUUGUUGAUGACCUUGACUCAAAACUGAGGCUGGGAUUUGUGUAUGAUGAUAUUGUGUUGAGAUUUCAUAAUAGACUUUGUGUACCGAAUUGUGCUGACUUGAGGAAACCUGUCAUGACUGAAGCUCACAGUUCGAAAUUUGCUAUGCAUCCGGGUAACACAAAAAUGUACAAGGAUCUAAAAUAG